GUUAUUCCAAUUUAUUUAAAUAGAUUUAAAUAAGUACCACUUAACACGAAUGCAAUUUUAAAAAGUGGUACACAGGUAGAGGUACCGGUGCAGGUCAAAUAAAUUUACAUACCAAAUAAUUGGUAAUGUAAAACCUGAUUCACUAAUUCCUCAACUUUAAUUUUACUAGUGAUAAAAGUAUUAUUAUUAUUAUUAAAAAUGCCCGAAGUGUUCAUAAUUUCUGCAUGCAGAACUGCAAUAGGAACUUUUCAGGGGCAGUUUGAUAAAUUUUCUGCCUCUGAAUUAGGGGCAGUGGCAAUUGCUGAAGCAAUAAAAAGAGCUAGUUUAAAGCCUGAAAAUGUUGAACAAGUUAUAAUGGGUCAGAUACUCACUGCAGGUCAAGGCCAAAAUCCAGCUAGACAAGCCGCAUUCGGCGCCAAAAUUCCGGAAACAUCGCCUGCAUAUACCGUAAAUAUGCUGUGUGGAUCUGGACUCAAAAGCGUAGCUCUUGGAUAUCAAGCUAUUAAAAAUGGAGACUAUGAAAUAAUCGUAUCGGGAGGACAAGAAAGCAUGACAAGAUCUGAACAUACCGCGUACCUUCGAGGAAGCAAGAUGGGCAACGUUAAUCUCGCAGAUACCCUUCUGAAGGAUGGUCUUAUGGAUGCUUUUAAUAAGGACACCCAUAUGGGCAAAACUGCUGAAAAUUUGGCAAACUUAUACAAGGUAUCUCGCGAACAGCAAGACGAUUACGCUUGCAAAUCGCAGAACAGGGCCGAAGCAGCUAUAAAAAAAGGAUUUUUUGAAAAAGAAAUUAUCGGCGUUCCCGAUAAGAGAACCGGAAUUUUAAUUGACAAAGAUGAGUUCCCGAGAUUCGAUUCGACGGUGGAAAAACUGGCGAAACUGAAGCCGUGCUUUAUCGCGAACGGAACUGUAACACCCGGAAAUGCCUCAGGUAUUAAUGACGGUGCCGCUGCAGUAUUACUAGUUAGUGAAUCUGUAGUUAAACAACAAAACUUGAAGCCUUUAGCUAGAAUCGUAGGUUUUGCAGAAGUUGGCGUAGACCCCCUAUGUAUGGGCAUAGGACCGAUUGGGGCUGUAACCAAACUUUUGAAGAAGAUCGGUUGGACAAAGGAGGAAGUGGACCUCUACGAACUUAACGAAGCCUUUGCGGUGCAGAGCAUUGUCGUGAAUAACACUCUUCAAAUAGAUGAAUCUAAAAUAAACGUUACAGGUGGCGCUAUCGCUCUGGGUCAUCCAAUAGGAUGUUCGGGUACGAGGGUGCUUGUGACUCUGAUUCACAACUUACACAGAUUGGGAAAAAAUAAAGGAGUGGCGGCCUUGUGUAUCGGCGGCGGCAUGGGUAUAGCUUUAGCUGUUGAGUUAUAGUCGAUUUUAAAAAUUAUUUUUUAAAUAGUAAAAUUCGUUUAUUAUUAAAAUAUUUAUAAAUUUUAUAGACAUAUAUUUUAUAUUUUUAUCUGGUGACAAUACAGUUUUUCUAGCAAGUGAGCAGUUUUUCUUAUUAAUUAAUUUUUAUCUACAGCUCAUAAAUUACUUUUAAAACUUUAAAACAAUUAAAUAUAAUGAAAUAAAAUUGAAUAUUAAAACUGUUUCCUAACAUUUUUUCUUAAUUCUCACUGGUAAACCUCUAGCUACACAAGCUGCUCUUGUCAUAAUAUUCGGUAAAUUCUUUUUAGCCCAAAUAAGAGCUAGUAAUAAACCAGGUUCCCACAAAUGUUCUUCAAAAGCUGGUUGGUUAUUUGAAAGAAUUACUAAAAUAAAUACAAAUUAACUAGAAAGUACUUGAAGUUUUUAAACAAUUUUGAGUAAAAAAAAAAUUAAUUUACCUUUAUCUUCCCCUUUUUUCCACUUUUCCUUAUCCACGUAUUUCCAAUGUUUCGAAGCAUUUGAGGGUAUCCAAUAGCUCAUAAAAUCUGUGCUAAGAAUAUCCGUAGCUUUAUCUGUUACAUCCCAUAACAUUCCUACCACACAAGGGCUGAAAAGGACAAUUUUAAUGAAAAAUAUUUUAUUUUAAACUCACGUUUUCAACAAACGCAAGUUUUGCUCUUUUUUUUAUCACAAUUUUAACAAUUAAAGGUUUUUUCUAAUUUUGUUAUACAAAGGGACAAAAAAGUGUCAAAAUGGUCUAAUUUAUUGUAACGUUUGUUUAAUUUAUUUAUAGUUUAUUUAUUUAAAACACUUUAUUUAUACCGUACUAAUUAAUUUAUAUAAUACAAUUACAACUCAAAAUUCUUAUUUAUUUAUUACAAUUUCUCUUUUCUGUCCAACACUAAAAUUGAAACUUAUCGUCCAUCGACAAACUCGCGCUAUUUAUAUAAAGUCAGCUCUGUACCCGAAUAUUUGAGGCGACCCAGAACGUUCGGGAACUCUCUCCCCAUGACUCAUACUCCGCAAAGCGAUCACUCCGGUGGCUUCUCGAAGCAGGGCGUUUGUCUCUAUAUGGCCAGAUAGUAAACAAAGAACAGAGUCGGCUUCGUGUCUUUAAGAAAUAGUUCCUUCUGGAACUAAAAUGGAAUGGUUGAAUCUGCAACUGGAUCCUCUUUUACAAUUUCCAGUUGCAUGGAAGUAACAAGGGACGGUUUUUAUUGAAACCUGGACCCUGGGCUGCAGACCAGUAUUUGGACCUCGGAAUCUUGUAAAAUUACUUCCAGCAUGUUUCUAAUGAUCCUCCAAUUUAGCUGGUUGCUCUCUAUCCUUGACAUGGCUAGUUUCUGUAUCUUUGACUCCAAUACGUGCUCCCUCAGACUAAGUAAUGCUUGCCAUACAUCAUAAUAAAUGGAUCGAUCUCGGAAGGUGUUCUUCGUUAUCAAAUAGAUAAGAUAACGCGAUCCGAAAUUAAAGACCUGGGAAUCGUAUUUUGCUCAGAUCUUUCCUUUAAUAAUCAUAUUAAUAAAAUUGUUAAUAGAGCAAUGAAAACGUUAGGUAUGCUGAUUAGAAACUCUAGCUCGCUAUCUUUAGAUGCCUGUAGAAUGGUUUAUGUUGCAUAUUAUUAUGUUAGGUCGAUUUUGGAGUACAGUUCUACCAUAUGGUGUGCAUUUUACAACAACUCUGUAAAAAGGAUUGAAAAUUUCCAAAUAAAUAUUCAAGAUAUUGUCUAGCGACAGGUACAUAUAAUUAUUCCACAAUGGGGCAUGUUCAAAAAUUUUGAAUUUUUUUUAUGAAUAGUAGAGUUAAAAAUAAAACUACAUUUUUUUUAUUUUUUUUUUUUUAUCUAUUCAUUUGCCGGAGUUAUGAAUUUUUUUAAAAUUUAUGACGUCACCGGGAAUAGACCAAUAGGAGCUAGCGCACAACGUUGCCG
Messenger RNA from Psylliodes chrysocephalus, 3295 nucleotides. Lineage: Eukaryota; Metazoa; Arthropoda; Insecta; Coleoptera; Chrysomelidae. The record is from the annotation of a GenBank genome assembly.